CCUCCCGCGCCCCAGCGUCGGCAGCUUUUGCUCACCUCGGCCCCGGACAGGAAGGGAUGCGAGGGCCCAGUGAUGGUCAGGUAAUUGUCGUUUCCUCCAGGAAACUGUAAACCAAAAAAAGCCACGGGGAUAAGUGAGGGGAGCAGGGGUGCGCUGAAACCCCGGCGACCCCCAGCACUCCCGAGCCCCCCUCGCUCCUCCCUGGCCCGGCUUCCAGCUUCGGCUUCCACCGAGUCGGCCGCGCUGCUCGCCAACCCUCCAGACCCAGCGCCUACCUCCAUCUUCACGGCACCCCUACCAGCCCCACAGCAUCCGCAUCGCUCCCACCGGCCCCACUGGGUUCCGAACGCGUCACUUCCUCAAGGAGGAGCGUCGCUCUCCGCUGAUUGGACGGAGUCCUGGCCGAACGAGUCGCGAUCCGAGCUGCCCGAAGGCUCGCUGUCGCCCCCUGGAGCUUGGUGGGAUGAUGGCAUGUAGAAGAGCGCGGGGCGGCCCUAGAGGCAGCGUCGGGUACUCAGGAUCCAGCGAGAAUUUCUGGGGAGAGCAAUAGAGACGCGGCCUGAGCUAGAAGGGCUGGAGCGGAGGCAAAUAAGGAGAUCGGUAGUUUGGGUGGCUAGAGAGGUCGGAGGUACGUGGCUGUAGAAAUCAAGCGGACCCGGAACACAGACGCCUCGGGACCAUGACUUAUGCUUAUCUCUUCAAGUACAUCAUCAUCGGAGACACAGUGCACACCGUCCUUUUUCAGGUGUGGGGAAGUCAUGUCUCCUCCUGCAGUUCACCGACAAGCGGUUCCAGCCUGUGCACGACCUCACAAUAGGUGUGGAGUUUGGAGCCCGAAUGGUCAACAUUGAUGGAAAACAAAUCAAACUGCAAAUCUGGGAUACGGGUGGCAUGUGAGCAAGUCACUUUCUCUGGAAAUAACCUAGUUUUACUGGGAUUUUUUGUUGCCAUGUUGAUGGUAAAGGCUGGGCAAGAGUCCUUCCGUUCUAUCACCCGUUCCUACUACAGGGGAGCAGCUGGAGCACUGCUGGUGUAUGACAUCACAAGACGUGAAACCUUCAACCACCUGACCUCAUGGUUAGAGGAUGCCCGCCAGCACUCGAGCUCGAACAUGGUGAUAAUGCUGAUUGGAAAUAAGAGUGAUCUAGAAUCCCGAAGGGAUGUGAAAAGAGAGGAAGGAGAGGCCUUUGCUCGGGAGCAUGGCCUUAUAUUCAUGGAAACGUCAGCCAAGACAGCCUGCAAUGUUGAAGAGGCCUUCAUUAACACAGCCAAAGAAAUAUAUAGGAAGAUCCAGCAGGGUUUAUUUGAUGUCCACAAUGAGGCAAAUGGCAUCAAGAUUGGGCCCCAACAGACAAUUCCAGUAUCAGCGGGACCAAAUUCUUCUCCACGGAACUCUUGUGACGUAGGGUCUGAUUCUGGCUGCUGCUGAACAUCUGGCCCGAACUCUUUUUUUUUUCUCCCCCUCCUGGAACAGCUUCAGAUCAUUCAGCUUAAAGAAAGAUCUUUCUUGCUUUGGCUGAGAACAGCCUCUUUUCAAUGUGAUGUUUCACCCUUCACUUAAAACACCAGGAGACAGUCGGGCCCUUCCUAACCUGUCCUCCAUUAGGGACAUGAAUAUUCCAUAUAGAUCACGGCUCCUUUCAUCCUCUGGUGUUAGGAUCAAAGUUGAUUGUCACAGUAGUUAAAGAAAUAAACAACUUACUAAAUACCUA
Messenger RNA from Peromyscus eremicus (cactus mouse), 1712 nucleotides. RefSeq names its product RAB2B, member RAS oncogene family (gene Rab2b). The record is from RefSeq and is a predicted model, not a curated record. Gene Ontology annotation, cellular component: Golgi apparatus. Lineage: Eukaryota; Metazoa; Chordata; Mammalia; Rodentia; Cricetidae. Bases 851 to 1429 code for a protein of 192 amino acids. Gene Ontology annotation, molecular function: GTP binding; GTPase activity. The transcript has 8 exons.